Messenger RNA from Monodelphis domestica (gray short-tailed opossum), 1134 nucleotides. RefSeq names its product transmembrane and immunoglobulin domain containing 1 (gene TMIGD1). Gene Ontology annotation, biological process: cell-cell adhesion. Gene Ontology annotation, molecular function: cell adhesion molecule binding. The record is from RefSeq and is a predicted model, not a curated record. NCBI's taxonomy places the organism in Eukaryota, Metazoa, Chordata, Mammalia, Didelphimorphia, Didelphidae. Gene Ontology annotation, cellular component: cell-cell junction; plasma membrane.
CCUGAAGAUGUCUUUCUGGAAUCUUGUCUUCUCUUGGACAUCCAUAAAAGGAAACAGACUUUGACCCCAAUUUCCUUCAUUUACUUGACACCAAUACCAUAAAAAUAUUAAGAAGCAGCCCUUAUAUAUCAGAACAGUGAAAAGGUUCAUGUGAUUUCAUAGGAGAAACUGUGGUCGAAGGAAGUCAGCUUCCCAAAGAUAAUCAAGAUAUUACUGAUAUUACAAAAGAUGGCCUGGAAGAAGAACAGACUAAUACAAAGCUUUGGGUCACUCCUCUUAGUGAUUUUACUUCUGCCAUGUGCAUUAAUGAAUGUCAUCCUAACUGUGAACAACAACCCUGAAAACUUUGUUCUACCUGCCACAGUUAACUCUUCAAAGUCUCUAUUAUGUGCAGUUCAGAAUCACAGCCAAGGGGAAGAGUUACUCUGGUUCCGGGAAGAUGGGAGAGUAGACCUGAGAGCUGAAAACAAAAUCAACUCUAGUGCCAUCUGUGUCUCUGUCAGGGAGGAUGACAAUGGAGUCACCUUCACCUGCAAGUUGCAACGGGACCAAUCCAUGAGCAUCUCUGUGAUUCUGAAUGUCACUUAUAGUCCUACUCUGAGUGGGAAAGAUGUCCAAACAGUGGAGGAAGGAAGCAACGUGAAAUUAGACUGUAAUGUGAAGUCGAAUCCCUCGGCUGAAAUGACGUGGUACAGAAACAACGAUGUCCUGAAUCUGGAGAAAAACCAUCACCAGAUAUAUCAGACGAGUGAGCUCUUCCAGCUGUCCAUCUCCAAGGUCCAGAAAUCUGACAAUGGGACAUAUAAUUGCCAAGCAAAAUUUCUUGAGAAAACGAUAACCAAGGAUUUCCACCUGAUCGUUGAAGAUAAAAAAUUCACAGUUCCCAUCGAACCCAUUAUUGCGGCAUCUGUGGUGGUUUUCUUCACCAUAAUGUUUGGACUGUUUGCAAGAAGACAAAAGCUAAUGAAGCUCUGCAUUAAAGACCAGAGUCCUCAAAGCGAAACCCCUCUGUAAAGAAUCGAGCUGCUAAAAAGAGAAGAGGGCAGUACCAGGGCCUCCCUGAGUGUGCAAUCUCUUGUGUAUUCCUUGCUUUUAUUAAAAAAUGCUCUCUGUGGAUGGUCAGUGAUAAUGAAA